Neltuma alba is the source of this 1335-nucleotide messenger RNA. RefSeq names its product protein UNUSUAL FLORAL ORGANS-like. NCBI's taxonomy places the organism in Eukaryota, Viridiplantae, Streptophyta, Magnoliopsida, Fabales, Fabaceae. Gene Ontology annotation, molecular function: protein binding. The coding region runs from base 1 to 1335 and encodes 444 amino acids. The transcript has a single exon. The record is from RefSeq and is a predicted model, not a curated record.
AUGGAGGGUUUUCACCCACUUAUGACUUGCUCAUCAUCACCGUUUGCUUACACUUUUAAUCUCAGUGCUGGUUCUGGUGUUUCAUCUUCAUCAAGCACAUACAGCACCCCAUGGAUGGACUCUAGGAUAUGGAGCAAGCUUCCACAGCGAAUUCUUGACAGAAUCUUAGCCUUCCUUCCACCGCCUGCUUUCUUCCGAGCACGCUGUGUCUGCAAGAGAUUCUAUGGCCUUUUGUUUUCCAACACUUUCCUUCAACUCUACCUCCAAAUCUCACAACCCCACCAUUGGUUCAUAUUCUUCAGCCACAACAAAAGCCUCAAGAGCAGCUAUAUCUACAAUAAGAACCCUAGUACCAGUGGCGGAAGUGGAAGUGGAAGCAGUAGUAGUGGUACUACUACGACUGCUACACACUGUUGUGAAGCGUACCUGUUUGAUCCGUAUGAAAUCGCAUGGUACCGUAUUCCCUUUCCCCUUCUUCCUUCUGGUUUCUCUCCAUCUUCUUCUUCUUCAGGCUUGGUCUGUUUUGUUUCAGACGAGGCUGGUCCCAAGACUCUUAUUCUCUCCAAUCCCAUUCUUGGUACUAUGACUCAACUACCUCCCACAAUAAGACCAAGACUCUUCCCUUCCAUUGGCCUGGCCAUUUCCCAUUCCUCAAUAGAUCUCACUGUUGCAGGUGACGACAUGAUUUCCCCUUAUGCUGUGAAAAACCUAACAUCUGAAAGCUUUCAUAUUGACUCAAGUGGGUUUUAUUCCAUAUGGGGGACCACAUCUUCCCUUCCCAGACUGUGUAGUCUGGAAUCUGGUAAGAUGAUUCACGCAGGAGGGAGAUUCUAUUGCAUGAACUACAGCCCUUUUAGUGUCUUAUGCCACGACAUUUCCUCAAACACUUGGUGCAAAAUCCAAGCCCCAAUGAGGAGAUUUUUAAGGUUUCCAAGUUUAAUUGAAAGCAAAGGCAAGUUACUGUUAGUUGCAGCAGUUGAGAAGAGCAAGCUUAACAUCCCGAGGAGUUUAAGGGUCUGGAUUCUUCAGGCUUGCGGGACAACGUGGGUUGAGACGGAGAGGAUGCCUCAGCAACUUUAUGUGCAAUUUGAAGAAUUUGAAGGAGGGAAUGGUUUUGAUUGUGUAGGGCAUGGUGAGUUUAUUGUGAUAAUGAUCAGAAGAACAGAUAAGGUUUUGCUGUUUGAUAUCUGCAGAAAGAGAUGGCAGUGGAUUCCACCAUGUCCUUACGUUGCUCCAAGUAAUAAUGGUGCUUUUGCUUUGCAUGGCUUUGCUUAUGAGCCUAGACUUGCCACCCCUGUCACUGCCCUUCUGGAUCAACUAGCACUUCCAUUUUAG